Arabidopsis thaliana (thale cress) is the source of this 1158-nucleotide messenger RNA. RefSeq lists its product as uncharacterized. The coding region runs from base 1 to 1158 and encodes 385 amino acids. Lineage: Eukaryota; Viridiplantae; Streptophyta; Magnoliopsida; Brassicales; Brassicaceae. The transcript is spliced from 3 exons. The record is from RefSeq and is marked reviewed.
AUGAGGUUUGAGUGGUCUUCUACUAGAGCUGUCGAAGAAGGCCCGGUUCAUCACAUCCAACAUCGAUUCAAGGAACGUGUCAGAGUUAUGGGUAGUUGCGACGGGCUUGUCUGCAUCUUGGACCACGACAUUUUGAUAAGUCCAAUUAUUGUGACAAACCCAUCUAUGCGACGGUCUCAAAACCUCCCUCUUUCCAUGACUCAGCUAAAGUAUUUGGACAAUAAGAUGCCACUUCCAAAGGUGUUCCCUUUCCUAGGAUUUGGUAAAGACAAUGUUACAGGAACGUACAAACUAGUUUGGUUACAUGAUGACAAAAGUAACAACAUCUCAUCAUGCGAGGUUUUCGACUUUGAGGUCAAGAAAUGGAGAUCUCUCCGUUCGCUUCCUCCUUCCUCUCAGCGUCUUCAUCACACUUUACCCUUACGUCUUCCUUCUCAUCACCGAUCAAACCUCGCUACUCACAACAACGAUGAUGACAUCGAUACCAAAACAAAGGUCUUAAUUCUAAUCGGUUUCAUCGUUGUUAUCACCGUCUUCUAUCUCUUAGCUAUUGGAUCAAUCGCUUAUAGGGGUUUUCUGAUUCCAGGGAUUUUAGCUUUCUUGUUGGUUAAGCUUAUUGAGAUCAUUCCCGGUGUAGAAUUCGAUUACGCCUCUUCGUAUUUCCAAGGUUUCGUAACCCUAGUAACGAUUAUCUCGAUUGCGGUUGCGGUUAAGCUCUAUGUGAAUUGGAUUCUUGCUUGGGUUGUUGUUGUUGUUGAAUCGGCUUGGGGUAUAACACCGUUGAAGACAAGUAAACGCUUGGUUAAAGGAAUGAAAUGUGCUUCUUUGUCGAUUAUCUUCUUCUUCGCUUCAACGGAAUCGAUUCUCGUUUGGAUUAGUACCUUAGCCGCCUAUGCUCUGCUCAACGAUAAUGAGAAUGGUGGGAAGUCGUGGAAAGGUUCUUUCUUUUUUGUACAGAAUUGGAUCACGUCCGCGUUGCUAACGCUAUUGAUGUUGUAUAAUCUUGUGGCGACUACUGUGAUGUAUAUGUAUUGUAAAGCUGUUCAUGGUGAGCUUGUUGGGGAGAUAGCUGAAGAGUUUGCUAGAGAAUAUGUUAGCUUGCCUUUUGAUGAUGGUAAAGUUCCUCACUUGGUCUCUGUAGCUUACAACAACAUCUGA